GGGACACAGAAUUCGUGCAAUUGCUGAAUUCUGCUAGAAAUAGUAGUAUCGUGAGUCGAUAUUCUUCCUUUGCUUGCGUUUUAGCGUCCAAAACAUUGGGUUCUUAUCCAAUCACCGGCUUGUCGAUACUCAAUUCUCGAUUUUUCGCAAUUUUUGGUAACUUUUUUAGCUACCCAUUUUUGAGUUUGAGUUCCAGAUUUUCAAGUUCACGUAUUUUUCAUAAUUUUGAUUGAUAUGACCAUUUUGGUUUCUUGCCUGGGAUGCCCCCCACCCCCUAAAAACACCAAUCAUUCUUCCGUUUCUUGUAGUGAAUUUAGUUUGUUCCUUUUGUGAGGCUUUGAUUCUUGAUAGAGAAUAAGCUAUUUUAUCUGUCUUGUAUUGUAGAGUUGCUUUGGUUGUUUUCUUCAAGGAUUUGAGGUUCUUUAGGGUGUUCUGUCUUUUGGGUUUUUUUUUUUUUUUAUAUAUUUUUUAUGGAUUGGGUGAGAAUUUGUGGUUGGAGUUGGCGUGGUGUGCUGGAUGCAAAAAUUGUGGUUUUGAUGUGUUAAACACGAUGGUUUUAUCUACUCAUAAGUUAAUUUUUGGAUGGUUUUUUAUUCAUUUUUCACUUCUUUGGACUUAAAUGGUGAUAAAGAUAGAUUUGAAUUUCUAAUGGUGAUCCUACAAGUUCAAAUUUGGGCUUGCUUCAGCAUAAAUUUGUUAGUUUUAGUGAUUGUUUUGAGCACUUUAAAUUACCUGAUAGUUGGGAUGUGUGUGUGCUGUGGAGUUAUGUAAGAAUUAGAACUGGUUGGAUACGAUUUUGUAUUCUUAUUGUUUUUGUGUGAGAGUGUUUUUGGUUUAAGCUAUAUGGCUUUCCAUCAUUCCUGUUGCGCAGUUCCAUUCUUUUAUAAGUUAUAUUUCUGCUUAAGGCUGGUUCAUCUAAUUCCUGUUGUAGUAGAAAUAUUCUCAAACAUAUAUGUAAUUCAAAAUUACCAUUCGUACAAAAUAUUUUCCUUGGCUAAUGAUAUCUUAUAUGGUAUAUAUCACCUGCUGAAUGCACUAAAAUGUUGAGAUGUGAGACUUAACUGUUUCAUUUCUAAUUUGGUCUCUUGUGGCAGUCAUUAUGUGGUCAUCUUAUCAAAUUUGCUUCUCCAUUUCCUGGCUAAUAGUGGAUAUCAGUUGUGGCAAUAAGUUGGGCUUGUAAAUUUUCAAGUGUUACAAGCAAUUUUUCCAGUUAUCAGCAUCUUUGAGCAGCAUCAUUUUUGCCAUUUUGGAUUCUGUAAUUUUCUUCUCACAGAUGCCAAAAUUCCAAUUUUGAGUGGUGUUCGUCUGCUAUUAAUGCGUUACUAUGCAUGACAACUUGUUUCGUAUUUUGUUACAUUUGAGUUGUUCACAUGAAGUUUGAGCAAGUGGUUGCGAUGUUGACACUGUUUUUGAUUCUCUGCAUACAGCCAUAAUGAAUGUGUGCUGUGUUUUUUAUACUCAGGGAUUGGGGGCAAAGAAAUUGACUAGCUAUGUCUUCAUCUUUUUCAGUUCUUCCUACUUCUCUUGAAGAUAAGUACUCCAAGUUGUCUGAUUCUUUUCAGGUUGUUUCAGAACGGGAACUGACAAGAAACCCUAUAAUCCAACAGGCAUCUCCAUUGGGUCCAAAUAGUGGGACCAUUGGACACUUGUUUUCUUCAUCUUUGAGAUAUCCGAAUGAAUUAAAUGCUUCUUUGGUUUCACCACGAGGUGGGCAGUCUCAAAAUUCUCCAUUCAUUUCUCAGUCAUCAAGGAAUCAGGGAACCUUGCCAGUAGCACCAACCCAGUCUGCCCAUUCUGAAGUGCAAUCCACAGCACUGAUUAGUCACUCUGAAGAAAAUAAGGAUAUGUCCUGGUCUAUGGAUCAACUUCAUGACUUGCUUUAUUUUCCUGAAAAUGUAACUGUUGAGAAUGGUGAAGUGGAAAGCAAUAUUGGUGUCAUUACAGCGGAGGAUCUUUCUAAGAGAACAGAUUGGCACGAGUGGGCAGAUCAGUUGAUCUCUGUUGAUGAUGAUCUGGACCCAAAUUGGAGUGAACUUCUUAAUGAUGCUAAUCCAACAGAUGUCAAACAAAAGGUGCUGAAAUCAUCUUCUGAAAUCUCAGUGCAACGCCAAAUUCAUCAGCAUCAACAUGCAAAUAAUGGAGAACCAUAUUCUGUUUCUAACCCAAUUUGUACUGCACCCUCAACAAAGCCCCGAAUGCGCUGGACACCAGAACUUCAUGAGGCUUUUGUAGAAGCUGUCAAUAAGCUUGGUGGUAGUGAAAGAGCAACUCCAAAGGGUGUUUUAAAGCUCAUCAAUGUUGAAGGCUUGACCAUUUACCAUGUUAAAAGCCACCUGCAGAAGUACAGAACGGCCAGAUAUAAACCAGAAUCAUCUGAAGGAACUUCAGAGAAGAAGUUGAGUUCCAUUGACGAAAUGAAAUCUUUAGACAUGAAAACGAGCAUGGGUAUCACUGAAGCAUUGCAAUUGCAAAUGGAGGUUCAGAAGCGACUCCAUGAACAGCUUGAGAUUCAGAGGAAUUUACAGUUGAGAAUUGAGGAACAAGGAAGGUAUCUACAAAUGAUGUUUGAGAAACAAAGAAAGAUGGAGGAUGAGAAGUCGAAGGCUUCUUCCUCCUCCAUGGAUGACCCUUCACUUCCACAGUCAAAUGCAGUGCAGCCAUCCAGUAAUAAUAAAAUGGAAGUCUUAGAGCCAGAUCAUGCCAAAAUUGCGGUUGAUAGAAGCGAUGGUGGUGUUGCACUGGAAGAAAGCUCCCUAAGUGUAGGCAGAAAGCACAAGGCUCUAGAAAACAGAACUGACAAUAAUCUUGACCCAAAAGAUGAUGAAUCUAGUCCCGCAUCAACAAAGCGACCUAAAGCAGAUGAAACUGCAUUAUAAUCAACCCUCUGCAUUUAAUUGAUCAUUUUAUACAAAUGACAUUUUACUUAUCCUAGAUGUGUCAUUUGUUAAGCCUGGAAAUGGAUUCGGUUAUGUGCCUUGUGGUGAGGCAUGAUCAUUGAUGGAAUCAAAGAAUUUUUGGAACUCAAGGUCUUGCCUUCAUUUUCCAUCUAGCUAGAAUCAAAAGAUGCAAAAUGAGUUUCCUGACUACUGACCUUUCCAAUCUUGGUUGGAAUUUGAAUUAGGAACUGGUGCUGGAAGAUGGAGGUUGUAAAUGUUUGUGCAAUGUUGACUGUUAAAAAACAAUAGUAAUUUCCAAUUGAAUAAUGUAUUUCCUGAACUUUAACUCUA
Messenger RNA from Hevea brasiliensis (rubber tree), 3227 nucleotides. Its product is annotated as protein PHR1-LIKE 1. Gene Ontology annotation, molecular function: DNA binding; DNA-binding transcription factor activity. The transcript is spliced from 7 exons. The coding region runs from base 1491 to 2876 and encodes 461 amino acids. The record is from RefSeq and is a predicted model, not a curated record. Lineage: Eukaryota; Viridiplantae; Streptophyta; Magnoliopsida; Malpighiales; Euphorbiaceae.